Messenger RNA from Colletotrichum higginsianum IMI 349063, 4107 nucleotides. Its product is annotated as Xanthine dehydrogenase. The record is from RefSeq and is a predicted model, not a curated record. NCBI's taxonomy places the organism in Eukaryota, Fungi, Ascomycota, Sordariomycetes, Glomerellales, Glomerellaceae. Gene Ontology annotation, molecular function: xanthine dehydrogenase activity; 2 iron, 2 sulfur cluster binding; FAD binding. The coding region runs from base 1 to 4107 and encodes 1368 amino acids. The transcript has 3 exons.
AUGGCGCCCAUCGCCAUCUCCCCCGAGCGGGAUGCCGGUCCCUUGAACACGCUGACCACCGACUUUGACGAUACCAUCCGCUUCUACCUGAACGGCACUCGCGUCGUACUCGACGAAAUUGACCCCGAAGUCACCCUGCUGGAGUACUUGCGAGGCAUCGGCCUGACGGGGACCAAACUUGGAUGUGGCGAAGGCGGCUGCGGCGCCUGCACCGUCGUCAUCUCUCAGUUCAACCCGACGACGAAGCAAAUCUACCACGCGAGUGUCAACGCUUGCCUGGCUCCGCUGGCCAGCGUCGAUGGCAAGCAUGUCAUCACCAUCGAGGGCAUCGGCAACACGAAGGCGCCACAUCCCGCCCAGGAACGUGUGGCAAAGAGCAACGGGAGCCAGUGCGGAUUUUGUACCCCGGGCAUCGUCAUGAGCCUGUACGCCCUUCUGCGCAACAACCAGGCGCCGUCCGAGGAGGAUAUCGAGGAGGCUUUUGAUGGCAACCUCUGCAGAUGUACGGGAUACAAGCCCAUCCUGGAAGCUGCCCAGACGUUCAGCGUCGAGAGGGGGUGCGGCAAGGCGUGGACGAACGGUGGGUCGGGAUGUUGCAUGGACAAUGCCGACGGCGAGAAGAAGACUGGCGGGUGCUGUAUGGACAAGGCCAAGCUCAACGACCAGCCCAUCAAGAGGUUCACGCCGCCAGGUUUCAUCGAGUACAACCCCGAUACCGAGUUAAUCUUCCCCCCGGCGUUGAAGAAGCAUGAAAUGAAGCCGCUGGCGUUCGGCAACAAGCGAAAGAAGUGGUACAGACCAGUCACCCUCGAGCAGCUGCUCGACAUCAAGAGUGUCUACCCAUCCGCCAAGAUCAUCGGCGGCAGCACCGAGACCCAGAUCGAAAUCAAGUUCAAAGCACAACAGUACCCCGUCUCCGUCUUUGUGGGAGAUAUUGCAGAGCUGCGACAGUACGAGUUCAAGGACGACCAUUUGGAGAUUGGCGGGAACGUGGUGCUGACAGACCUGGAGCACAUCAGCAAAGAGGCUACGCGUCACUACGGGGAUGCCCGGGGCCAAGUCUUCGAGGGCAUCUACAAGCAGUUGAAGUAUUUCGCCGGAAGGCAAAUCCGCAACGUCGGCACGCCAGCUGGCAAUCUCGCCACGGCGUCGCCAAUUUCGGAUUUGAAUCCCGUUCUUUGGGCGGCCGACGCCGUUUUGGUGGCCAAGUCUCGAGGCCAGGAGACGGAGAUCCCCAUGUCACAGUUCUUUACCGGCUACCGAAGGACGGCGCUUCCGCAGGAUGCCAUCAUCGCCUCCAUCAGAAUACCCGUGACGGCCGCCAAGAACGAAUUCUUCAGAGCCUACAAGCAGGCCAAAAGGAAAGACGACGACAUCGCCAUCGUCACCGGUGCUUUGCGAGUCAAGGUGGACGAUGACGGUGUCGUUACGGAGUGCAACCUCGUUUACGGUGGCAUGGCCGCCAUGACUGUGGCCGCCAAGAACACCAUGGAUUACCUGGUGGGCAAGCGCAUCGCCGAGCUCGAGACUCUUGAAGGAGCAAUGAACGCCCUCGGCACCGACUUUGACUUGCCAUUCAGCGUUCCUGGAGGCAUGGCCUCGUACCGGAAAGCACUGGCAUUCAGCUUCUUCUACCGCUUCUACCACGAUGUAAUCACCAACCUAGGCGGACAGAGCCAGCACGUCGAUAUCGAAGCAAUCGACGAACUCGAGCGAGGUAUCUCGGGAGGGACAGAAGAUCACGGCGCGGCUGCUGCAUAUGAACAGGAGACCGUCGGCAAGUCUAAGAGCCAUGUUGCCGCAUUGAAGCAGGUCACCGGCGAGGCGCAGUACAUCGACGACCUCCCCGUCCUGAAGAAUGAGCUGCACGGUUGCUUCGUGCUGUCCACAAAGGCCCACGCGAAGAUCAAGUCGAUCGACUACUCGCCGGCUCUAGACAUGCCGGGUGUCGUCGACUACAUUGACAAGGACGAUGUCGACACGCCCGAGCAGAACCGCUGGGGCGCGCCUCAUUUCGACGAGCUCUUCUUUGCCGAGGGCGAGGUGUUCACCGCCGGUCAGCCAAUUGCCAUGAUACUCGCCACUUCGGCGUCGAAGGCCGCCGAGGCCGCACGCGCGGUCAAGGUCGAAUACGAGGAGCUGCCGUCGAUCCUUACCAUCGAAGAAGCCAUCGAGAAAGACAGCUUCCAUAACUACUACCGAGAGCUCAAGAACGGAGACACCGAAGAGGCGUUCAAGAACUGCGAUUACGUGUUCACUGGAACGGCGCGGAUGGGUGGACAGGAGCACUUUUAUCUCGAAACGCAGGCUUCGUUGGUCAUUCCCAAGCUUGAAGACGGAGAGAUGGAGGUGUUUUCCAGUACCCAGAACGCCAACGAGACUCAAGUGUUUGUCGCCCGCAUGACUGGCGUCCAAGCCAACAAGGUUGUCGUCCGCGUCAAGAGGCUUGGCGGUGGCUUUGGCGGCAAGGAGACGAGGUCGAUCCAGCUCAGCGCCCCACUCGCACUUGCGGCGAAGAAGACAAAACGGCCCUGCCGUUACAUGCUGACGAGGGAAGAGGACAUGGUCACGUCGGGCCAGCGUCAUCCGUUCCUGGGAAGAUGGAAGGUCGGCGUGAACAAGGACGGCAAGAUCCAAGCGCUGGACCUCGACGUCUUCAACAAUGCCGGCUGGACCUUCGACCUCAGCGCGGCUGUUUGUGAGCGAGCGAUAUCGCACUCAGACGGCUGCUAUAAGAUCCCGAACGUCUUCAUCCGUGGACGCCUGUGCAAAACCAACACUAUGUCAAACACGGCAUUCCGAGGUUUCGGCGGUCCUCAGGGCAUGUUCAUUGCGGAGACGUACAUGGAGGAGGUCGCAGACCGGCUGGGCAUGCCAGUGGAGAAGUUCCGCGAGAUCAACUUCUACAAGCCACUAGAACCGACACAUUUCAACCAGCCCCUGACGGACUGGCACGUCCCGUUGAUGUACGAGCAGGUCCAGAAGGAAGCCAACUACGAGGUGCGACGGGAGCUCGUCAAGCGCUUCAACGAUGGGAACAAGUGGCGCAAGCGCGGCCUGUCCAUUAUCCCGACAAAGUUCGGCAUCUCGUUCACGGCCCUGUUCCUCAACCAGGCGGGUGCCCUGGUGCACAUCUACCACGACGGGUCCGUUCUCGUGGCGCACGGCGGGACGGAGAUGGGCCAGGGCCUGCACACCAAGAUGACGCAGAUCGCCGCCCAGGCUCUCGGGGUACCGCUGGAUAAUGUCUUCAUAUCCGAGACGGCGACCAACACGGUGGCCAACGCCUCGGCAACAGCGGCAUCCGCCUCAUCGGACCUCAACGGAUAUGCCAUCCACAACGCAUGUGCGCAGCUAAACGAGCGUUUGGCGCCGUACCGCGAGAAGCUCGGGCCGAAGGCGACGAUGAAGGAUCUGGCACAUGCCGCGUACUUCGACCGCGUGAACCUAUCGGCGCAAGGCUUCUACAAGACACCGGAGAUCGGCUACAGCUGGGACGAGAACCGUGGCAAAAUGUUCUUCUACUUCACGCAGGGCGUCACGGCGGCCGAGGUGGAGAUGGACACGCUGACGGGGACGUGGACUUGCAUCCGCGCGGACAUCAAGAUGGACGUCGGGCAAUCUAUCAAUCCGGCGCUCGAUUACGGGCAGAUCCAGGGCGCCUUCGUGCAGGGCCUCGGGCUCUUCACGAUGGAGGAGUCGCUCUGGCUCCGCAACGGGCCGAUGGCGGGCAACCUCUUCACGCGGGGGCCAGGGGCGUACAAGAUCCCCGGGUUCCGGGACAUACCGCAGGAGUUCAACGUGACGCUCCUCAAGGACGUGGAGUGGAAGGAGCUGCGGACGAUCCAGCGGUCGAGGGGCGUGGGCGAGCCGCCGCUGUUCAUGGGCAGCGCCGUCUUCUUUGCCAUCCGCGACGCGCUUAAGGCGUCUCGGCGGCAGUACGGGGUGGAGGCGACGAUCGGGGAGGACCGGGUGGGUGACGGGCUGCUCAGGCUCGAGAGCCCGGCAACGCCCGAGCGGAUUCGGCUCAGCUGCGAGGACCCGAUUAUGAGAAAGGCAAGGGUGCUGCCGAAGGAGGGGGAGAAGAGCUUUUUUGUAGCCAUUUAG